AUGUUCUCUCCACAGACUGUUGCCGCAUCCCAACCCGAUGACGAAGCCAACACAGACUCCGAGGCAAUCCUCGCGGCCGCCGUCGUUGCCAUGGCAACCAGCGGAGCACUUAUGAAAGACGCUCAGUGGGCCCUACACAACGCCGAAGCGGAGAACAAACAAGAGCGCCUGCAGGAUGCGGCACGCACUGUGCAGAUGGCACUGAAGGAGAUCAUGAACCAACUACCAGGACAGAAGGGACUCAACGAGGCUCUCCGGUCUGUGCGGGAGGCCCAUGCCCGUCUCAGCGACGGACGCCUCCUCCACUCCCACUCUGCGGAACAACUCGCCAGCAACGGCAGCAGAGACCAUGACGCACUCCGCACUCAACUGGGCAAAGCAUGUGCGGCACUCACAGCAGCCACAAGCACACUGUGCAACGCACGCAGCUCACCUAAGCAACUGGCGGACACCAGUGCUGUCUAUGCCAAGGCGGUCGAUGGGCUGGUACUUGCCGGAGAGGCCCUUUCCCUAGGCAACAGCGAUCUCACAGACGCUCAACGCGCCGAGUUGGUCACUCUGAUGGUCAGUGUGACAGCCUCGUGUGCUGACAUGCUCAUGGCCGCCAAACAGGUGUCAGGCGCACCACAGGACACCAACGGACGAGGGUCACUCCUGACAGCGUCACGAGAGGUCCAGGAUGCACUCAGUAACUUGCUGUCGUGCACGUCGUCUACUAGUCCGGGUGUUGCCGACGCGUCUGCCGCCUCUAACAAGGCCAGGGAACUUGUCCACACCCUUGCCCAGGAUGGUACCAAGGGUCUCGAGCCCACUCUCGUCAACAUGACGUACUUCGACUGUCUUGCCAUUGCAGGCGACAAAGCCCGUGCUAUCGCGCGUGCAGCUGAGAACACUAACACGUGUGCACUGCAGGCUGAUGCACUGACCAUGGGCACUGAGGCUAAGGCCAUAGCCAUGGACACGGUGGAUCUGAUUGAGGCCGCUCAUCAUGCAGCCUACCUCGUGGCUGUGUCCGACAGUGCGAGUAAGCCGGCAGAGAGCGGGUGCAUUGACGCCAGCCAGAUCAGUGCGUCGCAUCAGCAGAUACGCGAGAGCUGUGCCAAGCUGCAGAGUAUCGACAGCGACCAACAGGGCAUUCUCGAGGCUGUGACGGUUAUUGCAAAGCACACGAGCUCUCUGUGUGCUGCAUGCAAAGUGGCCUCAGCCAAGACACACAACCCCAUUGCCAAGCAGAACUUCAUCUCACUAGCCAGGGGUAUUGCCAGCACCACCGGGGCACUGGUAAAGGACAUCAAGGCGCUUGCGGCUGAGUCGUCUGAUGAGAACCGAGCGAAGGUGGGCGAAGGUAUCAAGCCAUUGCUGCACUCAGUGGAGCAGUUGGAGACACUCUCUGCCUCGCCCGAGUUUGCGACAAUCCCUGCGAUUAUUGCACCCGAGGCUCGGGCUAAGCAAGAGCCAAUCCUCAGCAGCAGCAUGGAGUGUGCACAGUCUUCAGACUAUCUGCUAGACAGCGUAUGCAUGAUGGUAGAAGGCGAUCUACGCAACGAGACGAACACUAAGACACUGUCUGCGCAAACAAAAGGACUCAAUGACGCCCUUAAACACCUUCUGGCGGCCUUAAACGACAAUGCACCUGGACGCAAACAGUGCGACGAUGCCAUUGAGACACUCAAACAGGUCAACAACGACAUCGACCAGGCAUUGCUAGCUUGUUCUCUCGGCAGUCUCAAGACCAGACAGGACAACGAUCUACAAGGUUUCAACGAAGGCAUGCUCACAACAUGUCAGGACAUCACGUCCAGUAUGGAUGCUGUGCUUAGUGCGUGCAAGGGAGAGCCUCAGAAGUUGGGUGCCAAUGUCUCCGAGUUUGCUGAGUUAUUCCUACCGUUAGUAUCCAAUGCCGCGGGUGCUGCGAGUAAGCUGGCGAAGCGUAACAAACAGCAGAGCCUCUUGGAACAGAGCAAAGUAGUUGCGCAGAGUUCCCUCGCACUGACUAUUGCCGCCCGGGCCGCCGGAGGUGAUCGACGAGAUACCAAAGCCCACGCCACAGUUGACAACGCAGCAGUGCAAUUUCAAUUAGACAUCUCCGCAUUCUGUCGUAAAUUGGAGGCCGAUACUGGUGAAGCGGGUGCCAUGAGUGCUAUAGUGGCCAGCCUACAACGCUCUAUUCAAGCACUCGGCUUGCCCGCAGAAGGCGCAGAUGGCACUGACGACGACGAUGAGAGCGCGUCUGCCAUUGUAGUUAACUUGCAGCAGAACACCAAGCAGAUUGCCAGCAGUCUACCUACCGUGCUCUCUGCUAACCCUGCGGAGCUCAAGGAUCCCAUGCGCACACUCGCGGCACAGUACAACGAACUCUCGACACUCACCAAACAACUGGCUGAGAAGACCGGCUCAGGCGAGAAUGACGAUGCUGAUGUCCUGAAGUCCAGUGUGACGCAAUUAGGACAGUCUCUGGUGGGUCUAGCUAACAGUGGAAAGAACUUACAGGCCAAUCCGUCGGACUUUGAGGCGCGCCAGCAACUCGCGCGGUCAACUGCAGGCGUUAGCGAUAGCGUAGGAAACGUUUUUGGAGCCCUGCAAGCCAGCUCACGAGGGUUCAUUGCCUGUGAAACCUCUUCGCGUACCAUUGACGGUGUAGUGGCUGAGUUGGGUACAACCGCUAUGUUCGCACGCGCAGGCGCACUCAACGCAGACAACGCCGACGAUUCAUUUGCCGCACACAGUGAAGGUAUUGCUGCUGCUAACGAACGCCUGUCCGAAGCUGCCAAGCACAUGGCCGUCUCAGCAGAAGGGUCGCAGGGGCAGCUGGGUGAUGCUGCGAAGGAGUGUGUGGUAUCGUAUCAGGCCGUGGCACAAGAGUCGAAGCUGGCAGCCAUGGCCAUUGGAUCACAGGAUCGAGGCGCUCAGGAGUUGCUGGUCAACGGCGCGGGUGAUCUAGGCCGUGCCAUGCAGAAGCUCAUUAGCGCUACUGUGGCGGCGGUAGGUAAAACGUCCGACAACGAUGCCACACAGACACUCACGGAUGAGACCAAGGAACUGGAAGCGGCUAUGAACGCGUACAAGGACACCAUCAAGAGUGUUGAUGAUGAGGCUAUGCGGGGUGUUCGCUCGACCGAAAGUGCCGCUGAGGCUAUUCGCAACGAGCUGGCCAUCUUAGAUAUGGGUGCAUAUGCUAAUGUUUUACCUAAGUUUAUCUCUGGUUAG
Sphaeroforma arctica JP610 is the source of this 3207-nucleotide messenger RNA. RefSeq lists its product as hypothetical. The transcript is spliced from 23 exons. The coding region runs from base 1 to 3207 and encodes 1068 amino acids. Lineage: Eukaryota; Ichthyosporea; Ichthyophonida. Gene Ontology annotation, biological process: cell-cell adhesion. Gene Ontology annotation, molecular function: integrin binding; actin filament binding. The record is from RefSeq and is a predicted model, not a curated record. Gene Ontology annotation, cellular component: focal adhesion; plasma membrane.